AUGUUAUAUUCUUACGAAGCUGAAGAAUUAUCAAAAAAAUUUAUGGAACAAAAUAUUGAAAUACAACAUGAAAUUGAAACAUUUCGUUCUAAACUUGAUUAUAUUGUAACAUAUAUUAAUCAAAAAUUGGAUCAACAAAAAACAACAACAACAUUAUCAUCUUUAUCUAUACAUCAAUUAGUAUUUGAAACUAUGCAACAAACAGAAAUGAAAUUACUUGAAUUUAAAUUGAAAUUUAUUUCACAACAAGAAGAAAAUGAUCUUUUAAAAUAUUUAAUGGAAAAAUCACAAAAUAUAUCAGAUAUUGAACAAACAAAAUUAUUUUCUAUUAUUCAACAACGUUCACUUGAACGUGAAAUUGAUCUUGUUCGUCAAGAACUUGAAAUUACAGAGAAAAAAACUAUUCAAUUUGAACAAAGAGUAUAA
Messenger RNA from Rotaria sp. Silwood1, 426 nucleotides. NCBI's taxonomy places the organism in Eukaryota, Metazoa, Rotifera, Eurotatoria, Philodinida, Philodinidae. The record is from the annotation of a GenBank genome assembly.